Molecule: messenger RNA, 3357 nt
Organism: Periophthalmus magnuspinnatus
Lineage: Eukaryota; Metazoa; Chordata; Actinopteri; Gobiiformes; Gobiidae
Gene: hmmr
Product: hyaluronan-mediated motility receptor (RHAMM)
Exons: 20
Coding region: 112-3207 (1031 amino acids)
Cellular component (GO): membrane
Molecular function (GO): hyaluronic acid binding
Source: RefSeq, a predicted model, not a curated record
CGCGUCGGAUGUUGACAACGAGAGAGAGAGAGAAAGAGAGAGAGAGACCUGCAGCUGCUGGAUCCGCUUCUUUUAAGUUUUAAACAGCAGAUUUUAUAGAAUCUUUCAGGAAUGUCGUUCUCAAAAGCCCCGCUAAAGAGAUUCAACGAUCACGUGGGCUGCGCCCCUCCGCCCGGAGCUUAUGACGUUAAACAUGAAGAACUCAGAGGAGCCGCGUCUUUCGAUAAAUCUGAGCGUUUCAGACCCCCCAAGCCCGCAGACACCGCCCUUCUCCCGCCUCCAUCUCCGUCCAAGGCAGGAUUCAUGUCCCCAGUGCGCAGGACCAUGUCUGUGGAUGGACUGGCUAACGGUGCAAGUGCAAAGAAGGAGAAGAACACUAUGAGCAUCGAUCUGAAACAACAUAAACUCCUGGAAAAAGAGAUCAGAGCCUUGGUCCAGCAGCGGGGUGAGCAGGACCGGCGUUUACAGGCUCUGGAGGAGGACUUGAAGAAGGCGGAGGCUAAACUUUUGGCUGCUGUCAGGGAGAAAACCGCACUCGCUGCUAAUGUUACCACCCUGGAGAGGCAGCGGGCGGAACUCAAGAAAAUCAAUGAGUUUUUAAAGAACAAGGUUUCUGCAGAUGCGUCAAAAAAGAGGAUAAACUCUCUCACAAUGGAUUUGAUGGAGGCCAGAAACAAUUUGGAUGCAAAAAAUAAGGAGCUAAAUGUGCUGCGCGUCAACACUGAAGGUCAAGUUAAAGCUUUAGAAACAGACCUGAGAGCGGCGAAGGAAACUGUCAAGACUCUGAAGGAGAGGAAUGCAGAUUUAGACGACCUCCACCAGGUUACAAAAAGUCAAAUUGAAGAUGCUGAAAAUGAGAAUGCAAAGUUGCAGGCUGUGAUCAGAGAACUGCGGCAGGAGGUUCAGGUGCUGCAGGGCUAUCUCGACACAGCAAAUGAGCAGAUACUGGAUCUUCGCUCAAAACUGGAGGAGACCGAAAAAGCCACAGCAGAUUGUCAGACGGAGACUUUGAAACAGCUCCAGUCUGAAGCGGAGCGGCAGAUUGCACAGCUCGAAGCCGCCAAAGACGAGCUUAGACAAAAGGAGGAGGAGGCGCUGUACUACCGGCAGGAUUUGGAUUUGUCAAAAGAUGUGUUACGGGAAAUGGAAAUGAGACUGGAAAGCCAAGAGCUCGAGCUGAAGUCGUCUCAGGAGUCGGUGAAAGACUUGGAAGACCGAAUGAUGACUGUGAAUAAAGAGCUGCAGGCGUCACAUGCCACGGUUCGCCAGCAGGAGGCAGAACUCUCACGGCUCAGGGAGGUGCUGAGGAGAACGGAGAAUGAGCUGGAUGAGAGAGUGGCUCAUCUGGAACAAAGGUGUCUCUUUGCUGAGGAGGACAGAAGCAAGACUCAGAAAGAAGGACUGAGGCGUGUGGAGGAGCUGAAGGCAGAGCUCAACUCACUGAAAGAGGCGAAAAAAGACGAGGAAACGAAGCAAACUCAGCUACAGGAAGAACAUGAAGCCGUCUGCGAGGAGCUGGCCAAAGAAAAGGCCCUGGUCGACUCCCUCACGGUGUUGCUGAUGCAGGAGCGGGAGGAGUCUGAGCAGAAGAUGGCGCAGCUGAAGGAGGAGCUGGAGGAGGUGCUGGGGGAGCUGUCCGUCCUGGAGGAGGAGGACCUGAGGAGGCGGGACGUCAUCUCCAAACGCCAGGAGGAACUGGAGAAACUUCAGACCGACAACGAGGAGUUAGAAAAACAGCUGAGCGACACGAGGGAGCAGCUGCUGGGUAACACCAUUGACGCAGACGCUUUGAAAGAGGAGCAUUUGGCAGCCAUGACAGAGCUGAGGGAGGAACACACACAUUCGCUGAACAAGAUGGAGGCAGCUGUGUCGGAGCUCCAGAGGACUAAAGAAACGCUGAUUAAAAGACAAGAGGAGCUGGAAGGCGAAGUGCAGGCGCUGACCCGUAAGCUACAGGAGAUGGACACGGUGUUACAAGAGAAGGAAGAGGAGAUGAAGGGAGCGAGGGAGAGUUUAAAGGAGCAGCUGGAGAGACUCGAGUGCGAGGAGCGAGCCAAGGAUGAAACUGCAAGGAACUUGCUGGAGGUGCGGGCCCGUCUCGUUCGGAAAGAAGACGAGAUGAAGGAAGCGGAGGAGAGUAACGCGGCUCUGAUCAGCCAGUUACAGCAAGAGAUGGAGCAGCUGAAAAGACGAGGGGACGUACGGGGGCAAGUCGAGGCGCAGACGAGCCAGACUCUUACUCAGCUCCAAAAUGAGAAAGAAUCGGCCCGUAAACUGCUAGAGGACAUCGCUCGGGAGAAAGAGGAGCUUCUAAAACAGGUUCAGGAUGAGAAAAGGCAGAGAGUAGAAAUAGAAAUGACGCUAAAGACUGAAAGGGGAGCUCUGGAGGACGCGAGGAAGGAUCGGGAUUCGGUCAAGGCGGAGGUGGUUCAGCUGCAGACGCGAAUCCGACAGGUGAACGAGGAGAAGGCGAGCGUCACGUCAGACUUAGAGAAGAGUAAAGAAACACAGGUGAUGCUGGAGAACAGGCUAAAAGAAACAGAGCGGGUGAAAAAUGAGCUCGAGGCCCGGUUAGAGGAGGUGCUCGCGAUGGAGGAGGAGGUGCAGAGGUUUAAGUCGGAGCUGGAGGAGCAGGGGCAGGAGACGCGGGGCCUGGAGGAGCAGGUGGAGGUGCUGACGCAGGAGAAGGUGACGCUGCAGUGGGAGAUGGAGGAGCAGAGACGAGAGUUUGACAGACGGAUCACAGACGCCAAAGAGCAAAGCGCCACAAAAGCCGAAGUUGAACACUGGAGGAGUCUGUACGAGGAGCUGCUGUCCAAAGUGGGGCCUUUCCAGGCGCAGUUGAACGCUUUUGCUGCUGAGAAGGAUGCGCUGCUAAACGAGAAAGGAGCCAAUCAGGAGGAACUGAACAAGCUCUCCGACGCUUACGCCCGUCUGCUCGGUCACCAGAACCAGAAACAGAAAAUCAAACACGUGGUGAAGCUCAAAGAUGAAAACUUGACGCUCAAACAGGAGGUCUCUAAACUUCGCACGCUCGUGUCCAAACAAAAGAGCGAGAUGGAGCAGCUGAGGUCGAAGGUCGCCGGGACGCAGCGCAGGUUUGACCCCAGCAAAGCGUUUCAGCACGACAAGGAAAACAUGGAGGCCGCCAAACCGCUGAGAGACGGUAACGGCAAAAACAAGAGGAGCGUCUCCACUAGCAACUAAACCCUUAUUUUAUUGUUACUUUUGAACAUUUAAUUUACUUUUACUACAUAGAUUUAACACUUGUUUUUAGCUUUAUACAAAAAUAACACGAGUCUGGUGUAACAUUUUACCUGUAAAUAAAGAUUGGUUUUAUAGUUUUUUUAUUUCUCC